AUGUCUGGGAUCACUGGGAAUUUGGAUUGCGAGGAGUGUUCACCCUCUGCACAUGUGCCCAACAGCACGGAGUCACAUCUGCACUCCACUGUGGAUGAGGACGAUGAACUUCUGAGAUACAUCUGGAGAGAGUAUUUGCACCCCAAGCAGUAUGAGUGGGUUCUUAUUGUGGCUUACAUUAUUGUGUUCUUCGUUUCACUCAUUGGAAACUCGCUCGUUUGUUUUGCAGUGUGGAAAAACCGCCACAUGCGUACUGUGACCAACUACUUCAUAGUGAAUCUCUCCUUUGCUGAUGUCUUGGUCACCAUCAUCUGCCUGCCUGCGAGUCUUGUGGUAGACAUAACAGAGACGUGGUUCUUUGGAAAGACUCUUUGCAAAGUUGUGCCUUAUCUCCAGACCAUAUCUGUUUCUGUAUCAGUCCUAACACUGAGUUGCAUUGCCCAAGACCGAUGGUAUGCUAUCUGCCACCCACUAAAGUUCAAGAGCACAGCCAAGAGGGCUCGCAAGAGUAUUGUUGUCAUUUGGGUUGUGUCGUGUAUCAUCAUGAUCCCUCAGGCCAUUGUGAUGGAGUGCAGCAGGCUGCUGCCUGAACUUACAAACAAGACCAGCCUGUUCACAGUGUGUGAUGAACAUUGGGGAGCUGAGAUCUACCCCAAGGUGUAUCACAUCUGUUUCUUUAUUGUCACAUACUUUGCACCCUUAUGUCUGAUGGUCCUGGCAUACAUUCAGAUAUGUCACAAGCUGUGGUGUCAACAGAUUCCUGGAAGCACAUCAGUGUUGCAGAGGAAGUGGAGGUCAAUUAAGUGCUCAGCUCGGACUCCAGGACUGGGAGAGUCUGUGAGGGUCAGGACCAGCACAGUUUGUGCUGAGAUCAAACAGGUCCGAGCCAGGCGCAAGACAGCUCGCAUGCUGAUGGUGGUGCUCUUUGUUUUUGCUCUGUGCUACCUGCCAAUCAGCGUGCUCAAUGUCAUGAAAAGGGUCUUUGGUGCUUUCAAGAAGACAAAUGACAGAGAGACAGUGUAUGCAUGGUUUACUUUCUCACACUGGCUAAUAUAUGCAAACAGUGCAGCAAAUCCCAUCAUCUACAAUUUCCUCAGUGGUAAGUUUCGUGAGGAAUUCAAAGCAGCCUUUUCUUGCCAUUGUUAUGGUCAAGGCCAAAAUCGGACAAGGAAGAUAAGGACCAGAGCUAGCACAGAGAGCCGAAAAUCCCUUUCAACUCAAGUUAACAAUAUGGACAAUGUAUCACGCAUAUCAGAUCAGAUAGUGUAG
Messenger RNA from Scomber japonicus (chub mackerel), 1269 nucleotides. RefSeq names its product hypocretin (orexin) receptor 2 (gene hcrtr2). Gene Ontology annotation, molecular function: orexin receptor activity. Gene Ontology annotation, biological process: G protein-coupled receptor signaling pathway; feeding behavior; circadian sleep/wake cycle process. The record is from RefSeq and is a predicted model, not a curated record. Lineage: Eukaryota; Metazoa; Chordata; Actinopteri; Scombriformes; Scombridae. The coding region runs from base 1 to 1269 and encodes 422 amino acids. The transcript has 7 exons. Gene Ontology annotation, cellular component: membrane.